AUGAAGUUCCUCAUUCCAUUGGUGAUCUUUGCCUUCGUAGUUGUUGCUCUUGGACAAUCUAAUCCUCCUCCCCCACCAGCUGGUGGAUCUAAACCACCGCCACCGCCACCAACUGGCAACCCGCCCCCACCAUCCGGAGGAUCGCAACCUCCUCCACCGCCACCAACAGGCAAUCCACCCCCACCAGUCGGUGGAUCGAAGCCUCCUCCACCACCACCAACUGGUUUGUUU
Messenger RNA from Mesorhabditis belari, 231 nucleotides. NCBI's taxonomy places the organism in Eukaryota, Metazoa, Nematoda, Chromadorea, Rhabditida, Rhabditidae. The record is from the annotation of a GenBank genome assembly.